AUGGCUUUAGCCGGGCUCUGCGUCCUGCUCGCCUGCUGCUGGGGGCCGGCGGCGGUGCUGGCCACGGCCGCCGGCGACGUGGACCCAUCCAAGGAGCUUGAGUGCAAGCUCAAGAGCAUCACGGUGUCGGCGCUGCCCUUCCUGCGCGAGAACGACCUGAGCAUCAUGCACAGCCCCUCGGCCUCCGAGCCCAAGCUCCUCUUCUCGGUGCGCAACGACUUCCCGGGAGAAAUGGUCGUGGUGGACGACCUGGAAAACACGGAGCUGCCCUACUUCGUGCUGGAGAUCUCAGGGAACACAGAGGACAUCCCUCUGGUGCGCUGGAGACAGCAAUGGCUGGAGAACGGCACUUUGCUUUUUCACAUUCAUCACCAAGAUGGUGCCCCCAGUCUCCCUGGACAAGACCCAACGGAAGAACCCCAGCAUGAGUCAGCAGAAGAGGAACUGAGGAUCCUGCACAUCUCAGUCAUGGGUGGCAUGAUUGCUCUGCUGCUGUCCAUCUUGUGCCUGGUGAUGAUCCUAUACACUCGCCGGCGCUGGUGCAAGCGCCGCAGGGUGCCCCAGCCCCAGAAGAGUGCCAGCGCCGAGGCCGCCAACGAGAUUCACUACAUUCCCUCUGUGCUGAUCGGCGGGCACGGACGGGAGAGUCUGCGCAAUGCCCGCGUGCAGGGCCACAACUCCAGUGGCACCCUGAGCAUCCGGGAGACCCCCAUCCUGGACGGCUAUGAGUACGACAUCACAGACCUGCGCCACCACCUGCAGAGGGAGUGCAUGAACGGAGGGGAGGACUUUGCCAGCCAGGUCACCCGCACCCUGGACUCCCUGCAGGGCUGCAACGAGAAGGCGGGGAUGGACCUCACGCCAGGAAGCGACAAUGCCAAGCUAUCGCUGAUGAACAAGUACAAGGAUAACAUCAUUGCCACCAGCCCCGUGGACUCCAACCACCAGCAGGCCACUCUGCUCUCGCACACCUCCAGCAGCCAGAGAAAGCGGAUCAACAACAAGGCAAGAGCUGGUUCCGCCUUCCUGAACCCUGAAGGAGAUUCUGGCCCCGAGACAGAAAACGACCCCCAGCUGACCUUCUACACCGACCCCUCGCGGAGCCGGAGGCGCAGCAGAGUGGGCUCUCCCCGAAGUCCUGUGAAUAAGACCACCUUGACGCUGAUCAGCAUCACCAGCUGUGUGAUCGGCCUCGUGUGCGCCUCCCAUGUCAGCUGCCCCCUCGUUGUCAAAAUCACCCUGCACGUCCCCGAGCACCUGAUCGCCGAUGGGAGCCGCUUCAUCCUGCUGGAGGGGAGCCAGCUGGAUGCCAGUGACUGGCUGAACCCAGCUCAAGUGGUGCUCUUCUCUCAGCAGAACUCCAGUGGGCCCUGGGCCAUGGACCUCUGUGCCCGGCGGCUCCUAGACCCCUGUGAACACCAAUGUGACCCCGAAACUGGUAGGCAGGAGCACCGGGCAGCGGGGGAAUGCCUCUGCUAUGAAGGUUACAUGAAGGAUCCAGUACACAAGCACCUUUGCAUUCGGAAUGAAUGGGGCACAAACCAGGGGCCUUGGCCUUACACAAUAUUUCAGCGGGGCUUUGACCUGGUUUUGGGAGAACAGCCUUCUGAUAAAAUAUUCAGAUUCACCUACACCCUUGGGGAGGGCAUGUGGCUGCCCCUCAGCAAGAGCUUUGUGAUCCCACCGGCUGAACUGGCCAUUAACCCUUCCGCGAAGUGUAAGACGGACAUGACAGUGAUGGAGGACGCUGUGGAGGUCAGAGAGGAGCUGAUGACCUCGUCCUCCUUUGACAGCCUGGAGGUUCUGCUGGAUUCCUUUGGGCCAGUGCGGGAUUGCAGCAAGGAUAACGGGGGCUGCAGUAAGAACUUCCGCUGCAUCUCAGACCGCAAGCUGGACUCCACUGGUUGCGUGUGCCCGUCCGGACUGAGCCCCAUGAAGGACAGCUCUGGCUGCUAUGACCGCCACAUUGGGGUGGACUGCUCAGACGGCUUCAACGGCGGCUGCGAGCAGCUGUGUCUCCAGCAGAUGGCGCCCUUCCCGGACGACCCCGCCUUGUACAACAUCCUCAUGUUCUGUGGGUGCAUCGAGGAUUACAAGCUCGGUUUGGAUGGUCGCUCUUGCCAACUCAUCGUGGAGACCUGCCCGGAGGGAGGAGACUGUGGGGAAAGCAGGGAGGUUCCCAUGAACCAGACCCUCUUUGGGGAGAUGUUCUUUGGUUACAACAACCAUUCCAAGGAAGUGGCUGCAGGACAAGUGCUGAAAGGAACAUUCAGGCAAAACAACUUUGCUCGAGGUUUAGACCAGCAACUGCCAGAUGGUCUUGUGGUGGCCACUGUCCCCCUGGAGAAUCAGUGCCUGGAGGAAAUCUCGGAGCCCACCCCCGACCCCGAGUUCCUGACUGGAAUGGUGAACUUCAGUGAGGUGUCUGGAUACCCCGUGUUGCAGCACUGGAAGGUCCGGUCUGUGAUGUACCACAUCAAACUCAACCAAGUGGCCGUCUCUCAGGCCCUCAGCAAUGCGCUCCACUCCCUGGACGGGGCUACAUCGCGCGGGGAUUUUGUGGCCUUGUUGGACCAGUUUGGCAACCAUUACAUCCAGGAAGCUAUCUAUGGCUUUGAGGAAUCCUGUUCCAUCUGGUACCCAAACAAGCAGGUGCAGCGGCGACUCUGGCUGGAAUAUGAGGACAUCAGCAAAGGCAACUCCCCAUCUGACGAGUCGGAGGAGCGGGAAAGAGACCCCAAGGUGCUCACGUUCCCAGAAUACAUCGCCAGCCUGUCAGAGACUGGCACCAAGCGCAUGGCAGCUGGAGUCCGCAUGGAAUGCCAGAGCAAAGGACGAUGCCCCUCAUCCUGCCCCCUGUGUCAUGUGACAUCCAGCCCUGACACUCCUGCUGAGCCAGUUCUACUGGAGGUGACCAGAGCAGCCCCCAUCUAUGAACUGGUGACCAACAACCAGACACAGAGGCUCUUGCAGGAGGCCACCAUGAGCUCACUCUGGUGCUCAGGGACUGGAGAUGUCAUCGAGGACUGGUGUCGAUGCGACUCCACGGCUUUUGGAGCAGAUGGACUUCCCACCUGUGCACCUCUCCCACAGCCUGUGCUGAGACUCUCCACGGUUCAUGAGCCCAGCAGCACCCUCGUGGUCCUGGAGUGGGAACACUCAGAGCCUCCAAUUGGGGUGCAGAUUGUAGAUUACCUCAUCCGUCAGGAAAAGGUCACUGACAGGAUGGACCACUCCAAAGUGGAGACAGAAACGGUGCUGAGCUUUGUGGACGACAUCAUCUCUGGAGCAAAGUCUCCUUGUGCCAUGCCGGCUCGGGUACCAGACAAGCAGCUCACCACUAUCUCUCUGAUCGUUCGAUGCCUGGAACCGGACACCAUCUACAUGUUCACCCUGUGGGGAGUGGACAACACCGGACGGCGCUCCAGGCCCAGCGAUGUGAUUGUGAAGACCCCCUGCCCCGUGGUGGAUGAUGUCAAGGCCCAGGAAAUAGCAGACAAGAUCUACAAUCUCUUCAAUGGCUAUACCAGUGGGAAGGAGCAACAGACGGCCUAUAACACCCUCCUGGAUCUGGGUUCCCCCACCCUACAUCGAGUCCUCUACCACUAUAACCAGCACUAUGAGAGUUUUGGAGAAUUCACCUGGCGGUGUGAGGAUGAAUUAGGCCCCAGGAAAGCUGGCCUCAUCCUUUCCCAGCUGGGGGAUCUCAGCAGUUGGUGCAAUGGCCUCCUUCAGGAACCCAAGAUAAGCUUGCGACGAGGCUCCCUUAAGUACCUGGGCUGCCGCUACAGCGAGAUCAAGCCCUAUGGACUCGACUGGUCAGAGCUCAGCCGGGACCUCAGGAAGACAUGUGAGGAGCAGACCCUGAGCGUCCCUUACAACGACUAUGGGGACAGCAAAGACAUCUAA
Molecule: messenger RNA, 3909 nt
Organism: Mirounga angustirostris (Northern elephant seal)
Lineage: Eukaryota; Metazoa; Chordata; Mammalia; Carnivora; Phocidae
Gene: ASTN1
Product: astrotactin 1
Exons: 23
Coding region: 1-3909 (1302 amino acids)
Biological process (GO): neuron migration; neuron cell-cell adhesion
Cellular component (GO): endosome; membrane
Molecular function (GO): protein binding
Source: RefSeq, a predicted model, not a curated record